Molecule: messenger RNA, 3384 nt
Organism: Melospiza melodia melodia
Lineage: Eukaryota; Metazoa; Chordata; Aves; Passeriformes; Passerellidae
Gene: TXLNA
Product: taxilin alpha
Exons: 11
Coding region: 157-1692 (511 amino acids)
Molecular function (GO): syntaxin binding
Source: RefSeq, a predicted model, not a curated record
AACCGCCACAACCGCCGCCACAGCGGCACCGGCCGGGCACCGGCACCCAGCGCCCCGCCGAUGCGCCGGGCCCCCGUUGGCUGAGGAGCGAGGCGACACCUGCGUCAGACCGCCGGCGCUGACGUCACGGGAGCCUGAGAGGGUGCAAAGGCUGUGAUGAAGAACCAGGGAGUGGAGGCCAAGGCAGCUCCACGUCCUUCCAGAACGAGCAGCGGGAUGGGGCUGGAAGAGGGAGACUCACCAGAGGCUGCAGCUCCCCCAGAAGCUCCCCAGGAAGAUCCCAAAUCCUCUCGCGACGUCUCGGAGGAGCUGAGCCGGCAGCUGGAGGACAUCCUGAGCACCUACUGUGUGGAUGCCAGCCAGGAGAACCCAGGGGAGGAUGGGGGGCACGGGGAGCCCCCCGAGGAGCCCGACAAGGGCCGCAGUGACUCCCCCAGGAACGGGGAGCAGGAGCCGGGGGGCCCCGAGAUCAACGGGGAGAAGGAGAACUCUAAGGGCAGCGAGGAGGCUGGGGACAGGGACCAGAAGAAAGCUCAGGAGAAGAAGAAGGCCAAGGGUUUAGGCAAGGAAAUCACUUUGCUGAUGCAGACCCUGAACACCCUGAGCACGUCAGAGGAGAAACUGGCAGCUCUGUGCAAGAAAUACGCUGAGCUGCUGGAGGAGCACAGGACCUCGCAGAAGCAGAUGAGGAUGCUGCAGAAGAAGCAGAGCCAGCUGGUGCAGGAGAAGGAUCACCUGCAGAGCGAGCACAGCAAGGCCAUCCUGGCGCGCAGCAAACUGGAGAGCCUGUGCCGGGAGCUGCAGCGGCACAACCGCACCCUCAAGGAGGAGGGCGUGCAGCGUGCCAGGGAGGAGGAGGAGAAGAGGAAGGAGGUGACCUCUCACUUCCAGGUGACCCUGAACGAUAUCCAGCUGCAGAUGGAGCAGCACAACGAGCGCAACUCGAAGCUGCGCCAGGAGAACAUGGAGCUGGCCGAGAGGCUCAAGAAGCUCAUCGAGCAGUACGAGCUCAGGGAGGAGCACAUUGACAAGGUGUUCAAGCACAAGGAGCUGCAGCAGCAGCUGGUGGAUGCCAAACUGCAGCAGGCCCAGGAGAUGCUGAAGGAGGCAGAGGAGAGGCACCAGCGGGAGAAGGAUUUUCUGCUGAAGGAAGCUGUGGAAUCCCAGAGGAUGUGUGAGCUGAUGAAGCAGCAGGAGACCCACCUCAAGCAGCAGCUGGCUCUGUACACUGAGAAGUUUGAGGAGUUCCAGAACACCCUUUCCAAAAGCAGUGAAGUGUUCACAACGUUCAAACAGGAGAUGGAGAAGAUGACCAAGAAAAUCAAGAAGCUGGAGAAGGAGACCACCAUGUACCGCUCCCGCUGGGAGAGCAGCAACAAGGCCCUGCUGGAGAUGGCAGAGGAGAAAACCCUGCGGGACAAGGAGCUGGAGGGGCUGCAGGUGAAGAUCCAGCGCCUGGAGAAGCUGUGCCGCGCGCUGCAGACGGAGCGCAACGACCUCAACAAGAAGGUGCAGGACCUGUGUGCCCACACAGAGCUGCUGGAGCCCCUGAAGGAGCCACCACGGGACAGCUCUGAGGCUGCUGCAGAUCCCCUGAGCCCGGGAAAGGCCCCACAGAGCCCACAGGAUCCCACAGGAAGCCUGGCAGAACUGAGCACGGGGCAGAGCGGGACUGAGCAGGGCACUGACUGAGCCCCAGCUGGGUGAGGGAGGGGGACCUGGGAGCUGCUUUAGAUUCCACUCUCCCUGUCCUGGGCCAGCUGGGAAAGGACAGGACACAGCCCUCCUGGGCGUGGGAGAUUUCCUAGUUUAGGUUUUUGGAGGGAUUUUUUUUAAGAUUUUAUAUAUAUAUAUACAUAUAUAUAUAUAAGAUAUAUAAAAAUGUGCAGGGCAACACUUUAUAUCUAUGGAAAGAAGCAGAAGGGCCCAGCUCCCUGCCUGUGUGAAUAUUGAAAAUCUGGAGCCUCAGCUGAUUGUCCCUCUCACUAAAGGACCUGGGGACAGGCACAGGGACAAGGGACACGCCUCCACCACCACAAGGACUCCACUCUGGAGUGACAGCAGAGCUGGGAGAAUUCCAGAACAUUCCCAGCACUGGAAUCUCCCUCUUCCCCCUGCCAGGCAGGAGGAGCUCCUGGUCUGGCCCUGCUCGUGUGUGAGCUGAGGGCACCAGAGGCCGUUCCCUGCUCUCCAUGGGCUCUGUGUCUGCACUGGGGACCAGGAGAAGCAGCAAAAGGAGGUGCCUGGUCCCUCCCUUGGGAAUUUUUUGCUCUUGCCAGGCCCUGCCAAUCUCAAAACCGCCUUAUAAUUCACAGUUGCCUCUUUGCUGAACGCACACGUGCACAAAGUGUAUUAAACAGUUAUCCCAAAGGUCUCAUUCCCAAGUGUUGGCAUCGUUGUGCACAGGGACUGGGGAGGUGCCCCCCAGCCCUGGAGGCAUCCACAGAGCUGGGACUGCAGGAGGAUCCAACCUCAGAGCUGUGUGAGCCCCUGGAGCUGUGUGAGCUGGAGCUGCUGCAGGAGGAUCCAACCUCAGAGCUGUGUGAGCUCCUGGAGCUGCUGCAGGAGGAUCCAACCUCAGAGCUGUGUGAGCCCCUGGAGCUGCUGCAGGAGGAUCCAACCUCAGAGCUGUGUGAGCUCCUGGAGCUGCUGCAGGAGGAUCAAACCUCAGAGCUGUGUGAGCCCCUGGAGCUGCUGCUCCAUCCAGGAUCAGCUCCUGGGGCUGCUUCUGCUGUCCCAGCCCCAUUUCCUCUUUUCCUCCCUGCCUGAAGAGCAUCUCCCCAGUGCUGCCUCACCCCUGGGGCCUGCAUGUGCUGGGAGGGAGUUCAGGGACAGCUGUGGCACCUGCUGGCACCGGGUUUUGGCAUUUUCCUUGCUUUGUCAGGACUUUGUCUCGUCGCUGAUCUUUGGAAGAUCAGGCUCGCUUGGAACCUCGCUGCAGCUUCAGUUUGUGACAGACUUCACUCCCAGCAUUGCCUUUGUGGUGCUGGAGCUGAUCCCCACCCUGGAUGCACCCAGUGGAUCCUUUUGGGAUUCUCUUCUGGCACCACAGCUGCUCUCACAUCUCCCUCCAUGAAGGACCUGCCUCCACAUCUCCUUUUUCUCCAGAUCUGAGGAGGGCAGCAUGGACAGAGCCCUGCUGGACACGCCCUGGGACAGUCCCUGGAGCUGUGGUGGCUUUGUCUUCCAGCCCUGCUGGUUCCUCUGGGAUGAUCCAUGAAUGUAACCCAGCCAGGCUGAGCAGGGCUGCUGCUGACAUCUGGACUGCAGAAAAAGCAAAACCCCUUAGAAAUUCACCAAACCCCCUUUUUUUCUGUCUUUUCCCUGUUAAGGUACAGAAACCUCCUGUGUGUAUCCUGUAUCCAAUAGAAACACUCCCAACCU